This is a messenger RNA of Pseudophryne corroboree (corroboree frog), 3623 nucleotides long. RefSeq names its product signal transducer and activator of transcription 6 (gene STAT6). Gene Ontology annotation, biological process: response to peptide hormone; regulation of cell population proliferation; regulation of transcription by RNA polymerase II. The coding region runs from base 365 to 2788 and encodes 807 amino acids. The transcript is spliced from 23 exons. Lineage: Eukaryota; Metazoa; Chordata; Amphibia; Anura; Myobatrachidae. The record is from RefSeq and is a predicted model, not a curated record. Gene Ontology annotation, molecular function: DNA-binding transcription factor activity, RNA polymerase II-specific; RNA polymerase II cis-regulatory region sequence-specific DNA binding.
ACUGUGCGUAAAUCAGGAAGUAAAAAAAAGAACAAAACGCAGCACACAGCAGAAAGAUUUAGAGCACAGAGGGAAAUACAAGAAGUGCCUUUAAAUUUACUUUUUUUAUAUAUAUAAACAUAUAUAAGGAUAUUGAACGGCUUAUCUUUCCUUGGAUGUUAUUGUUUUAUGAAUAAGUGUAUGAACAUCAGGGCUGGAUAUUCCUGGAAACACAGCACGUAGUGAGAAAGAAACUGAAAGCUCUCAGAAGGAAAAGAACUUGUGUGUGGGGGAAGGUUGUUUCACAACCACCUGCCCCGUCUGCUGCAGGUCAGUGGAGGGCUGACAACGCUCAUCCUGGGGAAACAAACACAAGUACUACGGUAUGUUUCCAAAUAUGGCCAAAACUUCCACUGUUUGGAGUUAUGUGUCCAAAAUGCCCCAGGAACAGUUUGAAACCCUGUAUGGAUGUUUUCCCCAGAGAGUGCGGUAUCACUUGGGUGACUGGCUGGAAACUCAACCAUGGGAACAUAUCUCUGGAACAGAUUCAUUCUGCACUGAAAAGGCAAACUCUGUAUUAAAAGAGUUAAUGGAACAACUAGAGAAGGCAGCCAGGAGUUGUGGAAAGGAUGGACCCUUGGUUCUCCAGUGGCUAGAAAGUUUGAAGAGCCUGUCUCAGCAUGAACCAAUGAGAAUAAUACAGCUAUUCAAGACUAUUUGUAAAGGAGAAAUGGACGCCGUUGUGAAGAAGAAUAGUCGUCUGAGCGCGGUCUUUCAAUCUAGAAAGGAAGAGAUGAUGUUUAAUUACCGCAGUAUGAAGUUACAGCACAAAUUGGGGCAGAUCUCAGUGGUAAAACAAAAUCUGAAGGUUGCACUGGAGAGUCUACCAUUCCAUACACAAGUACAUGAUAUAUCAAGUCUACAAAAGCAAUGGAUAAUGUUGAUUGAGGAAUCAUUAAACACAUUGAGCACUGUUCAGGAUCAGGCAAUAAAGAGGAUCGAUAUCUGGAAGAAGCAGCAGCAAUUGGCUGGAAAUGGAGCUCCCUUUGAUGGGAAUUUGCUUCCUCUGCAGGACAGGUUGGAAUUUCUUUUUGGUAUAUACAACGAACUGUUUCAUUUGGUUGGAGAACUUGGUGAGACAGGACAGGGAUUGGUGACCCCAAGAUUUUGUGAUCAAAUUAACUCUGGCUUUGGUGCUCUUAUUAAGAGCUCUUUUCUAGUUGACAAGCAGCCACCUCAGGUACUGAAGACACAGACCAAGUUUCAAGCCAGUGUCAAUUUCAUGCUGGGCUCCAAGAUCCUCUCUGGACUUAACAAAAUGCCUGUGAUAAGAGCAAACAUUGUCACAGAAAAAAGAGCACAAGAGUUGUUUUUGGUACCUUCCAGUGACACGUUAAGUGAGAUUGUUGGAAAUAACUCAACGAGAACUGGAUCAAGAACAGCUGAUGAUGGCAGUGGAGAAAUAGAAAAUGGAAGAUCUAUGUUUGAAGUCACCCAAGCCACUAAGACAUGUGGAGCAGUAUUUAAAAACAUGCUGCUGAAGAAGAUAAAGCGCUGUGAGAGGAAAGGAUCAGAAUCCGUAACAGAGGAGAAAUGUGCGAUAUUAUUCACUGCAGAAAUUAACUUCAGUGGCUCGACUUACAUUGUCCAGGCCUUAUCAUUGCCAGUGGUGGUGAUUGUGCAUGGGAAUCAAGACAACAAUGCCAAAGCCACAAUUCUAUGGGACAAUGCUUUCUCCGAGAUUGGGCGACGCCCUUUCUUUGUGGAGGAAAAGGUCCCAUGGAAAAAAAUGUGUGUCACUUUAAAUAUGAAGUUUGUAUCUGAGGUGGGGACCAAACACGAGCUGUGCCCUGAACAUUUCUGGUUCCUUGCUCAGAAGAUCUUUGGUGAAAACUGUAUUCGAUUUGAUGAUUUAAAAGAACGCUCUGUGUCUUGGGCGCAGUUUAACAAGGAACCACUUCAGGAGCGAAACUUUACAUUUUGGCAGUGGUUUGAUGGAGUUGUUGAUCUCACCAAAAAACAAUUAAGAGAUUACUGGUCGGACGGGUUGAUAAUGGGCUUCGUCAGCAAACAGUAUGUUCACAAGCUUCUCAGCAAUGAGCCGAAUGGUACAUUCCUGCUGCGUUUUAGUGACUCUGAGAUUGGAGGCAUUACUAUUGCGCAUGUUCAUGGUUCUGGACAAAUCCAAAAUAUUCAGCCAUUCACUGCGAGGGACCUUCAUAUCUUAUCUUUGGGUGACAGGGUCAAAGAUUUGAAACAGCUGACACAUCUCUACCAAAAAGGCCGGAAAGAUGAUGUCUUUGAGAAAUACUAUAACAAGGUUGCAGACAGUAGUAAUGGAUACACAAAAGCUCGUAUUACAAUUGUGGUGCCAGGUGAUAAAAGUGAGGAAAAACAAUUGUCUCCAGUAUGGACUGAUCAUACCCCGAUGGAGGAAGGUGAUAUCUGCCAGCCAUCAACCAGCACAAAUCUGCAGUAUGCGUCCCCAAUCCAUGGCUCACCUGUUGGGAGUCCCAUGAUGCAUGUUCCAGCUCAAACACUAUACAAUCCUCCAUUGGGAACGUAUGGCAUAGUUCAGCCUCUUCCUCCGCUGCCUGAACCAACUCCAUUUCCUUCCACUGUAGGGUUUCUGCCAUCAUAUUCCUUUGUGGAAAACAAUACACCGUGGGGACAAAGUUAUGUUCCUGAAGCGUCCACCAUUCAACAAGAGAAUUUCACUAGAUCAGAACUUGAUUUUCAAGAGAUACUGGGACUUUUGGACAAUGAUAUUGCCAUAUCAGGCAUGCAAGAUUCAAUUCCCAUGCAGUAAGACGUCUGGAAAAACUGACUCUGGGUGGUCACAUGCUUAACAACUAUUACCUAAAUGCACCAAGGAUUCAUCACUGUGUUAAAGGCGAAGUUUCAGACUAAGAAUUUCAUUUGUCAAGCACAAUAUAUACAGUAACUGCAUUUCAUUCAUAACUGAAAUGUUUGGAUCUUCAGUACAGUCUUUUAUUACUAUUGAUGGCACCACAGUUACUGAGUGAUUGGAUUUGUUAUUUGCAAACAAAAAAGUCUGGGGCUCUAAGAUGGUACCAUAUUAUAAAAGUCACUUUUUAAGCUAUACUUCCACUACCAUGAGCAUUGGCAUUAUGUUAUGUGAAGCAAUUCAACCAGCAUGUUGGCUUCUGUAAUGCGUAAGAAUAAAAUCUUAUGCCACAAAGCUCAAACUCCUUUCUGUCCUAAGGCUUUUUGGCAUUCAACAGGUUUGGUUUUACAGAUUCUGGUGUUUUGUGCAAGAGGCAGCAGCGUGGAAAUUCGAUCUGACCUGAUUGGCCGUGUGUGUAGGAGAACCUUCAUACCAAAGAAUUAGUCAGACACAGAGCUUUGGAAAACUUUUUGCGACAAUCAUUAAUAUUACAGUGUCACUAAGUACAGUAAAUUGUGUUACUCCAUAAGUGCAGUCUUUCAGUGCCUAGUAAUAGUAACAAUAUUUCAACUGUAUGCCUUUUAUUGUAGAAAGAUGUCUGACUGGGCAAGAAAGAAAGAGAACCCAUAAAUUGGGUGGGACAUAUCACAAAUAAUCUUCAGUGCUCUACCUUUAAAAAGCCUGUUAAAGUAUAUUACAUGUACAGUAUAUAUCACUCAUUAAAUAUUUUGUCUGA